This is a messenger RNA of Eupeodes corollae, 2865 nucleotides long. RefSeq lists its product as uncharacterized. The transcript has a single exon. Gene Ontology annotation, molecular function: nucleic acid binding. The coding region runs from base 1 to 2865 and encodes 954 amino acids. Lineage: Eukaryota; Metazoa; Arthropoda; Insecta; Diptera; Syrphidae. The record is from RefSeq and is a predicted model, not a curated record. Gene Ontology annotation, biological process: DNA integration.
AUGUAUCGCCAAAUACAUGUUCACCCCGAUCAUCAUAGAUUCCAAAGAAUAAUUUUUCGAUCGUCAAAUUCAGAAUCAGAUUUGGCUGAUUUUGAAAUAAAUAGGGUUACUUUUGGAGUUAACUGUGCUCCAUAUUUGGCAAUCCGAACAUUACAUCAACUUGCCUCUGAUGAAGGAAACCAAUAUCCUUUAGCAAAGGAUAUGGUAUUGUCAGAUUUUUAUGUGGACGACGUUUUUUCUGGAGGGUUCGAUCUAGAUACUGUUGUUCAAGCUCAAACUCAGUUAAAUGCACUUCUUUUGUCCGGAGGGUUUUGCUUGAAAAAAUGGACUGCAAACCACCCUCGCUUGUUGGAAAACAUUCCUAGGGGGGAUGUUUUAGACCAACACUUUCUUAUGUUCGAUGAGAAUUCACAUUCGAAAGUUCUAGGUAUAGGGUGGAAUGCAAGGGAAGAUUGCUUCUAUAUUCGAUGUAACCUAUUUUCUUCAACAACUGUUUUGACUAAACGUGAGCUUUUUUCAAAUAUAGCUAAAAUAUAUGACCCUAUAGGUUGGCUUGCGCCAACAACAAUUUUACUAAAGAUUUUAUUGCAAGAUGUCUGGAAAGACAAAACCGAGUGGGAUGCGCCCAUAAAAUCAAUCAACAAAACCGAGUGGGAUGCGCCCAUAAAAUCAACUCGGUUAGAGACAUGGAAAGAUUUUGUGAAAUCAUUUCCUAUAAUAAAGGAUCUCAGAAUUCCAAGAUGGAUCAAUUAUACUCCAGAUAUGUGUGUUGAAAUACACGGAUUUUGCGAUGCAUCUCUAAGUGCAUAUGCUGCUGCUGUCUACUCUAGGAUUUCAGAUUCAUCUGGAAAUGUGUUUAUCAACCUUCUUUGCUCAAAAACAAAAGUGGCUCCCCUAAAAGCCAUUUCCAUACCUCGGCUGGAGCUUUGUGGAGCUGUUUUGCUAACAAGGUUAGUAAACGCUGUACAAAGUAGUCUACGCCUGAAAAACUAUCAUGUUUACCUUUGGACGGAUUCAAUGAUUGUUCUUUAUUGGAUUCGUGACUGCCCAUCUCGACUUGAAACGUUUGUCCGAAACCGGGUCUCUAAAGUACAAACUGAGAGUCCGCCAGGUUGUAUUUGGAAACAUGUUCCUUCUGAACACAAUCCAGCUGACAUCGCUUCCCGCGGUGUAAUGCCUCAGAAUUUAAUAAACAAUGACCAAUGGUGGCAUGGUCCAAGUUGGUUAAAGAAUUCCCAGGAAACUUGGCCAAUAACGAAGAUUCAAAAGGAUCCCAAUUGGAAUCUUGAAAUCAAACAAAUUAAAAGCUUUGUAGUAAAUCAAAACACAAAUGAUGAUAUUUUGAGAAGAUUUUCAUGUUACUCUCGUGCUAUAAAAGUCAUAUCAUAUUUGUUUAGAUUUAUUAACCUAGCUUCUCGCAAAAGAAAAAGGUUUUAUCCUUUCAGAUACUUUUCUAUUAAGUUAACUCAUCAUGAAUUAACUUUUGUGAAAACUCGACUCGUUGUACUAGCACAACGCUUCUAUUUUAGUGAAGAGUUCAACGCUCUAUAUAACUCGAAACCGUUAAGUAAAAAUAGUACAAUUUUAUCGCUUAACCCUACCUUAGACUCUGACCUAAUCAUGAGAGUCAACGGCCGUUUAACCAAUGCAAAUUUGAGUUACAAUGAAAAAUAUCCAAUAAUAUUGCCAUACUCAUGUCCGUUGUCGAAAUUGCUAGUAGGAUUCUUCCAUAAAAUUUCCCUACAUGGAGGGAACCAACAAGUCAUGUACCUAAUGCGAAAGUCAUUUUGGAUUCCAAAACUAAAAAACUUAAUAAAAUCGUUUGCCAAUAGUUGCAUUGUUUGUGUUUUACACAAAAAGGAACUUCAAACCCAAAUUAUGGGAACACUCCCACCCGAAAGGGUUAACUAUUCCUUUCCAUUCACUCAUGUUGGAUUGGAUUUCGCUGGCCCCUUUGAACUAAAGGUUCAAAAGGGUCGGUUCUAUCAAGCAAUAAAAGGUUAUGCUUGUCUUUUUAUUUGUCUCUGUACAAAAGCUGUACAUUUAGAAGCUGUAGGAAGUCUAUCAACGGAGUCGUUUUUAGCUGCUCUUGAUAGAUUUGUCGGUCGUAGAGGUGUUCCCCAACAACUUUUCUCUGAUAACGGCACCAAUUUUGUUGCUGCUAAUAAAAUAUUAAAAAAGGAGUUGAAAAAAGCCGUAUCAGAAGCUACAUUGGAAGCUGAAAAACUCUAUCUACCAAUGAAUUUGAAGUGGAAUUUCAUUCCACCAGGUUCUCCUCAUAUGGGUGGUCUAUGGGAAGCUGGUAUAAAGUCGUUUAAAACACACUUUAAGAAGGUUGUUGGAAACUCCAGGCUAACGUUUGAAGAGUUUUCCACACUGCUUGUUAAAAUUGAGUCAUGUCUGAACUCCCGCCCUAUUUCUCCGAUUAGUGAGAACCCUUCUGACCCUCUUCCCUUAACACCGGGACAUUUUUUAAAAGGUGCACCCUUGCUCUCCUUACCCGAAAGCCAAGUUGGCGAAAUUGCAAAACUAAGGAAUUGGGAAAGAGUCCAGCAAAUUUUAUACUCUUUUUCAAAACGAUGGAAGGAGGAAUAUUUGACCGAUCUUCAACGAAGAACAAAGUGGAAAUUUCCUAAGCGUAAUAUCAAAGUUGGAGACGUUGUAGUUGUGCGCAACGAAAAUCUACCACCCACUCAAUGGCGACUGGGAAAAAUAGUGGCUGUUCACCCUGGAAAAGAUGGAAAGGUUCGCGUUGCUACCGUUAAAACUCAACAAGGCGAAAUUCUACGCCCUAUAGUUAAAUUAUGUCUCUUGCCUGUCGAUCAGGAAGUGUUCCAGGUGUAUCUUGCUUCACAAAACAAAUAA